UACCUAAAGCCUACACAUGUGAUAAGGAGGAUUGUUUAUCAAGUAAAGAUGAUUUCUACAGAGUGCCCCCAAAUUCAAUCCAAUGUGUUAAACCAAGAAAACCCCACCUCGAUUUUGAAAAGAAACCAUAACCAUAUUGAUUCUUUAUCAGCUGAUUCGCGAAACACAUACAUACUCUUUUUGCAUAAUUCGUUUGUUUCUUUUAUUCUGGGUGGAGUCCGUGAACGCGUCAGUGUCAAAGUUGAUGCUUUUACUUGAAGAUUUGGGCAACACUUAAUUGCUCGAGCGACUUUGAUGCGUGCGUAAUGUAUGUUUUUAGUUUAUUAGUUUUUGGCCAUUUAUUCUGGUUUGUGUAUUCAUUUUCUCAUCGGUAGAAUUGCAGGGUGUAGUUGCGGAUAGGUUUGAUUGUUGCGUUUGACUUGUUUAUCGAUUCGAGUUACUGGAGAUAUUGAACGUUUGAGGAAUUUGGGAGCUAUUGGGGAUUCGAUUUGAGGGGGUGGGAUUUUCCUUUCUGGAACUUGUUUUAGUUUUACUUUCUUUUCCUAAUGUUUUUAGCUUUGAUUCGGAUGCUUAAGGAGCUGCAGAUUGUACUAUUAUUAAUGUGAAAUGAAAAGAUAGUCCAGUUGAUGCUCUGGGGAAGUUGAACACUGAAGGAGAAUUUGAACUUUGAGGAGUCUGUUGAGUUGGUUCUCUAGUUGAUCUCUUGUAGAUACUUUAGGGCUCUGUUAUUGUGAGAUAAAGUUAUCAUGAUGGAUGAGGCUCCGUGUAGCUCUAACUCGGUGGCGCCUUUCCUUGCUAAGACGUAUGAGAUGGUGGAUGAUCCAUCUACGGACUCGAUUGUAUCUUGGAGUCAGAGUAACACAAGUUUCAUUGUGUGGAACCCUCCAGAGUUUUCCAGGGUGCUUCUGCCCAGAUACUUCAAGCACAACAAUUUCUCCAGCUUUAUUAGGCAGCUAAAUACAUAUGGUUUCAGAAAAGUCGAUCCUGAACAAUGGGAAUUUGCGAAUGAAGGUUUUGUUAGAGGAAAGCUUCACCUUUUGAAGAAUAUCCAUAGACGGAAGCCUGUUCACAGUCACUCAACACCGAAUCUGGUUCCCUUACCUCCCUUGAGUGAGUUAGAAAGGAAAGGAUAUAAAGAGGAUAUUGAGAGGCUCAAGUGUGAAAAAGAAUCGCUCAACGUGGAAUUGCGUAGACACAAAGAGGAGAAACAAGAUCUUACGUUGCAAAUGAGGGCUCUGGCUGAACGCGCACAAAAUGUGGAACAACAUCAUGCAAGUAUGUUAUCCUCUUUGGCUGAGACAUUGCACCAACCUGAUCUCAUGCCGCAAAUGGAAGUCCAUGAUAGGAAGAGAAGGUUUUCUGGAAACAGUUACUUAUGUAAAGAAACCAGCAAUGAAGAUAGUCAGCGGCCAUCUUCACAAAAUUUGUCACUGGACAGUUUAGAUGCUGAUGCACUGUUGACUUUAAACAAGGAACUGUUGGAACAGAUGGAUUCAUCUAUGUCGUUCUGGGAGAAAAUAAUUCUUGAAGUUGGUGAAGACUUGGGAAAAUCUGAUUCAUCCAUGGAGUUGGUUGAAUCAACGAGCUGUGCGCUUAGCCCCAGCAUAUCUUACACCCAACUCAAUCUUGAUGUUGGAGGAAAGUCACCAGAAAUUGACAUGAAUUCUACACCUAGAGCUGUUAGUGCUCCAGAGGUGCAACCUCCAACUGGAGAAAAGGCAAUAGUGACAGCAGCCAAUGUACCAACAGGGGUGAAUGAUGUAUUUUGGGAACAGUUUCUUACAGAAAAUCCUGGCUCAAACAGUUCAUCUGAAUUUCAGUCAGAGAGGGAUGCUGAUGGCAAGAAGAAUGAAAACAAACCAGGUGAUCAUGGGGUGCCCUGGUGGAACAUGAGGAGUGUAAAUAACCUUGCGGAACAGUUGGGCCAUCUUACUCCAGCGGAAAAAACUUGACCUACAGUAGGUUCCUCUUUUUGAUGAUAUCUUAUGCUUCUGGCCGUUGAUUUAGAGAUGACGUUUGAUUACGAAGUAGGUAGACAUUCACUAUAUAACCUCGCCUCCUGCACAUAUUAUCAUUGAACUUGUGCUGCUUUUUUUGGUUUGUACACAUUGUUAUUGUUGUACAGUAGAGGAAUGCUUGACUUUUCGAGUUUGUGUUUGCGUGCAGAUAUACUGUUUCUGAGUUUUUAUGUCGAACUCCUUUCUUAUUCCUGGUUUGAGCAUACACAUUGUAAUGAAUGUGCGACAUGUUACUUGUCGUGGAGAUGAAAGAUGCGUGGUUCUUUAAUGUAUAUGAGCUGCACUUUUUGCUGCACUUGUUUCUAAUCAAAUGCCAAUUUUUUAUUUGA
This is a messenger RNA of Salvia splendens (bonfire salvia), 2347 nucleotides long. Its product is annotated as heat stress transcription factor A-4c. The record is from RefSeq and is a predicted model, not a curated record. Gene Ontology annotation, biological process: regulation of transcription by RNA polymerase II; cellular response to heat. Bases 747 to 1952 code for a protein of 401 amino acids. Gene Ontology annotation, molecular function: DNA-binding transcription factor activity; RNA polymerase II cis-regulatory region sequence-specific DNA binding. The transcript has 2 exons. NCBI's taxonomy places the organism in Eukaryota, Viridiplantae, Streptophyta, Magnoliopsida, Lamiales, Lamiaceae. Gene Ontology annotation, cellular component: nucleus.